UAAACAGUGUAAUUAAUUAGUGAAAAUGUGGAACAGUCAUUUAUAUUUCAUUUUAUGCCUUCUCACACCCUCCCUGGCAAUCUGGCAGUGUUCUAUUGAUGAAGACUGCGCAGCCGCACUUCCGGGCAGCGUCUGCGCAUCAGGGCAAUGCAUGUGCCCCAGCUGGCAGCAGGUCGUGGUCGGGGGCACGUUAUGCGCUGAUUAUGCCCCAUACUACACGUCGGCUUGCGUCGAUGACUUCCAAUGCUCAAGACUGUUCACUACGUUCGAAUGCAGACGGAACGAGGAUCAAACAGCUGGCAGUUGCUUCUGCCAACCCGGCCACCACUACUUCCACGGCCGCUGCUGGCGUUCCACCGACAUGGGCCAGCCCUGCUCCAAUCAUGAGGAGUGCAUGGGCGUCAUCAGAGAUCCCUUCAGCAUGGUCUGCGAUGGCACCUGUCAGUGCGCUGAGGGAUACUACAGUCGACAGAGGGGAGAAUGCAGAAAAAUCGCUACAGCUGUGGAUGAAGGCUGCGUGAUAGACGAGGACUGUCAGUUCGAGCACGGCGCCUGCCGCGAGCGAGAGUUCCUCUGCUACGACACCACUGUCGACCCUGAUGAGAGCUCAAGCGCAACAACUCGUACUGCUCAAAACGCGACUCUCAAAAUGGCGUCCACAAAGAUGGCGGCCACGAAUAUAACGGCUACAAAGAUGGCGCGAGAAGGUGUCGCUGCGUGCAGCGCUACCAGCCCUUGCCCCGCGCCCUUUGAGUGUUCCAUCUGGGGGCAAUGUAUCUGCCCACUUGGGUAUUAUAGUAGUGAAGAUGGAAGCGCUUGCUUAGCUGAACUGGGCUCCCCUUCAACCGAAGAGCAAUGCGUCGGUCUGUUGGCCGUGGUUGAGGAUGGAAUUUGCACCUGCCCUGCCAACUUCUUCUUCGACGAGAACAUGAGGGACUGCCUCAAAGUGGCCCGCCUCAUCACCGAUUUCUGCUUUGUCGACGAGCAGUGCCACACGUUCGGGGCUGCGGCGUUCUGCGGAGCCCCGGGACAGUGGGGGCUCCGCUCCUGCGAGUGCGACCUGGAGCAGGCUGUGUGGGACGCGGAGCGCAGCAUGUGCAGGCUGUUUGCUGGUGUCGGUGAGGCGUGCCAGGUUGACAGCGACUGCCUGGCCGGAGGGCUUGAAAUCCAGUGUGCCGUCAAUGAGGAAGGCGAAGGGUACUGCGCCUGCCCCGACGGCCUCGUCGCUUCUGAAGGCCUGUGUCUAUCCAGCGGACUUGAGCUGGGAGACUCAUGCCAGACGACACAAGAGUGCACGGGGACACUAAACACCGUCUGCGAGGCAGGACGCUGUUCUUGCGACAACGGGUACCAAGAACUUGACGGUUUCUGUGCUCCAAUUAUUGGUGGUACCUGUGUGGAAAACCUCGACUGUGUCAUCAACAAUACAGAGUGCGUGGCUGGAACCAGUGGAAUGACCUGUCAGUGUACAGAAGAGUACGUAGAGUAUAGCGACGAGUGCUGGGAGGUCUCCCCCGGCUACAACGCAAACUGCACCGUAGACGCUCAGUGCUUCGAAGGCCUCGGUCCUAACGCGGUCUGCCUAAACGGCUCCUGCCUCUGUGGCCCCAACUUCCACUUCAAAGAUGGCGGCUGUUGGCCUGUCACUGGUCUAUUCGAGACAUGCUCUCGCAGUAGCCAGUGCUUCCUGGGCGAGAUAACAGACAGGGUGGUGUGCAGGAACGGACUGUGCCAAUGUGACUUCGACUAUCCUUACUCCGAGGAGCAACACACGUGCAGGUCAUCGGCGGCCAUGUUGGCGAGCAGCAGCGUCAUUAUAAUAACACUACUGUUAUAUUUAUUCUCAUAAACAUUAUUUUUAUUAAAAAGCAUUAUUGUUUACAUU
Molecule: messenger RNA, 1885 nt
Organism: Cydia amplana
Lineage: Eukaryota; Metazoa; Arthropoda; Insecta; Lepidoptera; Tortricidae
Product: prion-like-(Q/N-rich) domain-bearing protein 25
Exons: 14
Coding region: 26-1849 (607 amino acids)
Source: RefSeq, a predicted model, not a curated record